Molecule: messenger RNA, 609 nt
Organism: Peromyscus californicus insignis
Lineage: Eukaryota; Metazoa; Chordata; Mammalia; Rodentia; Cricetidae
Gene: Il17c
Product: interleukin 17C
Exons: 3
Coding region: 1-609 (202 amino acids)
Biological process (GO): inflammatory response
Cellular component (GO): extracellular region
Molecular function (GO): cytokine activity
Source: RefSeq, a predicted model, not a curated record
AUGGCCACUGUCAUUGCCACUGUGAUGCAUCUCCUGCUUCUAGCCUGGUUGCCUACUGGGAUCACCCACCAAGAUCUCUCAUUCCGGGGGAGACCCCGAAGCCAUGGGACCCUGAGGUGCUACUCUGCUGAGGAACUGUCUCAUGGCCAGGCUCCCCCACACCUGCUAACUCGAAGUGCCAGGUGGGAGCAGGCCCUCCCUGUGGCCCUGGUGUCCACUUUGGAGGCCACGGGCCAUAGGAGACAGUAUGAAAGACCUCUAGCUGGAACACAGUGCCCUGUGCUGCGACCAGAGGAUGUACUGGAAGCUGACACCCACCAGCGCUCCAUCUCACCAUGGAGAUAUCGCAUCGACACCGACAAGAACCGCUACCCACAGAAGUUGGCGGUGGCGGAAUGCUUGUGUCGUGGCUGCAUCAACGCCAAGACCGGCCGUGAGACAGCCGCCCUGAACUCUGUGCAGCUGCUGCAGAGCCUGCUGGUACUGCGGCGACAGCCCUGCUCCCAGGACGGUACAGCGGACCCUACCCCAGGAUCCUUCACCUUCCACACUGAGUUCAUCCGAGUGCCUGUCGGUUGUACCUGUGUUCUUCCCAGGUCUGCACAGUGA